Messenger RNA from Cherax quadricarinatus, 5289 nucleotides. The record is from RefSeq and is a predicted model, not a curated record. Lineage: Eukaryota; Metazoa; Arthropoda; Malacostraca; Decapoda; Parastacidae.
UAGAUUUUGUUUACAAGUUUGUGUCCGCCAUUGUCGGGGUCAAGCAAAUUUUGUGCAAUAUUUCCCUUUUGGUGAGCUUCCGCGGCACCAUUGAUCAUGGAGGACCACUCUUUCCCCGAAGAGCCCAUGUGGGUUAAAGAAGAAGACCAGGGGGAGCGGAAGAAUGCUGAAAAAGCGGCAAAUAGAGAUGGGAAAGGAAAUGGUGAUGCUGGGCAUCAGAAUGGGCAUAGAGAUGGAGGGGGAGGUGUAAUGGCAGGGCAAGAGAAUGGGGAAGGAGACAGAGUUUCACCACUGAAGCGUAGCGCUACUAAUGAAGUAGAGAUGAGCGCAGAACCUCAAGGAGAACCUAUUACUAAAAGGCGAAAGACAGGUCCUCCCCAGCCAAAGAACCCUAUCAGCACGCUGAAUGAACUUCGUCCUGGCCUUGUGUAUAACAUGCUUGGUAUGGAAGGGCCAUCCCAUGCCCCAGUCUUCACUGUAACUGUAGAGAUCAGUGGGCAAGUUUUCCGUGGCUCAGGACGUAGUAAGAAGCAAGCCAAACAUUCUGCAGCUGAGGCUGCUCUUAGGUCUUUUCUCCAGUUCCGCAAUGCUUCAGAUGCUGCUGAAGCUCUUGGCAUUAACAUCACAGCGGUGCAGGACUUCACUAGUGAUGUGUCAGAAGCAGGUUUUGGGUCAAAUUCGACUGUAGGUGAGGUGACAUCUACAAGACCGACGACAACAACAGUGGACUCUUCUCCGGGUUCCAGCACUCCUCCUUCAACAUCAUCUCCCUCAGGACCAUCACAAACUUCGAAGAACCCCAUUAUGCUCUUAAAUGAGUUAAGACAGGGUGUGGAGUAUAUGUUAAAACAAGAGUCUGGAGAUCCUCAUUCCAAGACUUUCACAUACCAAGUUACUGUGGAUGGACAGUUGUUUGAAGGCACAGGUAACAGCAAGAAGUUGGCUAAAGCUGCUGCUGCCCGCCAGGCUUUAAGCAAACUGUAUGGAGUUAUUGCUUCAACACCUAACUCUGUUCUUCAUAUGCCUAUCUCUAACAUGCCAAACAUCCACAUGCCUCAAACAAUAGCAGACAAGAUUGCCAAACUGGUUUGUGAGAAGUUCUCAGAACUGACAUCUGGUAAUCCAUCACUUGCUAAACGAAAGGUUUUGGCAGGUAUUGUGAUGACCAAUGAAAAGGAUCUUGAGGACAUGAAGGUGAUAAGUGUUGCAACAGGCACUAAGUGUAUCAAUGGUGAACAUCUUAGUCUUCAAGGCCAGUGUAUAAAUGACUGCCAUGCUGAGAUUGUGGCACGUAGAUGUCUUCGCCAUUUCCUCUAUUCUCAGCUUGAAAAGCUUGCUGUAUCGUAUAAAAAUGGAUCAACAUCAGAUACAUUAUUUGAGCAACUUAAUGGCCAAAAGGGAUUUAGAGUCAAAUCCCAGUACAAAUUUCACCUCUAUAUAAACACUGCUCCGUGUGGUGAUGCAAGAAUUUUUGUCCAUGAAGAGGAAGCUGACAGAACUGACAGACAUCCUAACAGACAAAGUCGUGGACUACUUAGAACAAAAAUAGAAUCUGGAGAGGGCACAAUUCCAAUUAAGGCUGGUGCAGACAAUAUACAAACCUGGGAUGGAGUACUUCAAGGAGAACGUUUACGGACUAUGUCAUGCUCUGAUAAAGUCGCCAGAUGGAAUGUGGUUGGGCUUCAGGGUGCACUUCUUUCCCAUUUCAUUGAACCAAUUUACCUUGAGUCUAUUGUAUUAGGAUCACUGUUUAGUGCUUCACACAUGUAUAGAGCGGUUUGUGGAAGGAUAGAGCAAACUGUAGAGGGUUUGCCACCCCCAUAUAAACUAAACCAGCCAAAAAUGAAUCAGGGAAGCUCUACUGAAUCACGUCAGCCACAGAAGGCACCCACCAUUUCACUCAACUGGGAUUGCGAGGAAAACCAAGUUGAGGUUUUAAAUGCAAUGACUGGACGACAAGAAGGUGAAAGCUACUCCCGCUUGUGCAAGAGAAGGUACCUGAUAAGAUUUAUUGAUCUUCUGGAUAGGCUCCCCACCAUAACUGAGGUGGAUCCAGGAGCAGCUAAGUGCCUCUCAUAUGGCGAAAUCAAAGCACUUUCUACUGAUUAUCAAAUAAGUAAACGAGCUGUCGUAUCAGCCUUUUCUCGUGCAGGCUUAGGACAGUGGAUUAGCAAACCUAUGGAAGAAGAUAGUUUCUAUAUAUAAUUGCAGCAGAGACCAUAUAGCAUGAAGGACACCUGAAAGAGAGCUGGUGAAACAUUCUAAGAAGAUUAGAGCAACAGUGGUUUUCUAAUGAUUAAAUUUGUUACGGAUAGGCUUUGUCACCAGAAAAUAUGCAUUACUCUACUGGAUUAGUAACAUUCAAUGUAAUUUUUAAGCAUAUUUUAAUAGGAAUCAACUCACAUUGAUUAAUGGUGGGUAUUUGUAAUGUGUUGUCAGUGAAAAUAAGUAAGUUUGUAUGUUUUAUAUUUUAUGGAACUUAAUUUAGGUACUGCUAUCAAGUGUUGUGUAUUAUUUUAUAUAUAUAUUUUUUUUUUUCAUCCAAUUUGUUAUUCAGCUAAAUUUGUUACACACUUGGCUAAUUUGAAAGUGAGUGUGCACAAUCUUAGGUUUUCACAGUACUGUUGUUUAAUAUUCUCCGACUCCUAAUCAGUUAAUCAAAAUACAGUUUAAAUGGGAAAACCUUUCUUGUGCAACGUUUCAUUCACAGGAGGGCUUAUCAGGUACAGUGAACCCUUGAUUAAAUGAACUAGGAGAGGGGGGUGCCCAUUUAAGACUUUGUUUUUUUUAAUCCAAAUUGAGAAUAUUUUCCCCAUAAUUGUAAGAGUAAUGAACAAUUUGGACUUAACAGAAUUGGUCCGUUAAAUCCAAAAAAAAAAAAUUUACCUAGCGGAUCAUAAAAAUAAUUAGCAAUUCUGGAUUUAAAGGUUUUUUAGUUAAUUCCAAAAUUAGUUUAUCCAGCAGACCACAAGAAUAAUAUACAAUUCGAGAUUUAACAGACUAUUCAUUGUGUUUGAAUUGUUGCUCAGCCACAGAUUUUCUCUGUUAAAUAUAGAAAUUAUUAAAUCUAGAGUUCAUUGUACUUAACCAUUAAACGGUCCAAACGUAUAUAUACGUUUUUACCGCUAGUGCCCCAAACGUAUAUACAUGUAUACGUUUUAUUUGUCAUACAUUCAACAUUGCCACGAUAAGCCUGAGUCGUCUAGACGUGAGCGAAUGGGUGUGUGCACUCAUUGUGUGCCAUAUUAAAAUAAUUGGGGAUGCCUAGGUACCAUAUUUUCUUUUUUUCUAUUAAAAAAAAAAAAUUCUCAAAAAAAGUUUGGGCACUUCGGUAGAGAACGUAUAUAUACGUUUGGACCAUUUAUGGGUUAAAAAAGACCUACUGUGGGUAAAAUAUGAAAUAAAGGUUUCUUUCUCUACUGAAAGUGUUCAUGAAUUACCACUUGGCUUAAGCUAUUUCAUAAAUUUGGAUCUCUUAAAGAGCUUGGUUUUUAAAAUUUCAUUGAUACUCGUCAUGCAAAAUACAUAUAGAUGGUGUAUAAUACGAAAUUCAAAAUACAUGAGUGUGAGUUAACGAGUGAGUGUGUGUGUGUGUGUGUGUGUGUGUGUGUGUGUGUGUGUGUGUGUGUGUGUGUGUGUGUGUGUGUGAGUGAGUGAGUGAGUGAGUGAGUGUGUGUGUGUGUGUGUGUGUGUGUGUGUGUGUGUGUGUGUGUGGUGUGUGUGUGUGUGUGUGUGUGUGAGUGUGUGUGUGUGUGUGUGUGUGUGUGUGUGUGUGUGUGUGAGUGUGAGUGUGAGUGUGAGUGUGUGUGGUGUGUGUGUGUGUGUGUGUGUGUGUGAGAGAGUGUGUGUGUGUGUGUGAGAGUGAGUGAGAGAGAGAAAGAGAAAGAGAGAGAGAGAGAGAGAGAGAGAACAUUCAACAAGUUAAAAAUGUCUUCACUACUCUUAAGUAUAAAGUUUGUACUGUUUAAUACAAGUGACAUAAAAGUUGUACUUCAUACACUUCCUGACAUUUAAAUUGUAAGAAGAGAGAAUUAGCGUUACAGUUUGUGAGUAGGAUAUUCAUUUGUUGUACUACUGAUAAAUUAUUUUUUAAAUUGCUGCACAAGUUAAGUGUUUGUAAUUUAUGCUUCAUUCCAAGGAUUUAACUUGACUGAAAAGAAGUCUUAUUAAGCAUCAUAUGUAAAGCAUUUGUGUUAAUUUUUUCAGAACAUUUUCUCUGGAAUGGAAGAAUUGCUGGUAUAGAUACACCUACCAUCCGACUUACGACUGAGUUCAGUUCCGAGAAACUGGUCGUAAGUCGAAAUGGUCGUAAGUUGAACUUUACUACUGAAUAUCAACAAAACAUUUUUGUAAUGACUUUAUUUUAUUGUUUUAUUUUGGUAUUUCAUGUUUUACUUUACUUUUUAUGUUGUUAGUACUGUAUUUUAUACUGUAAGGAUUAGGAUAAACACUGUGUACAACACAAAUAGUUGUUUAUUUCCCAGAAAUUUUGCAUAAAAAACACUGGUCGUAAGUCGAGUGGUUGUAAGUCGAGCAGGUCGUAAGUCGGAUGGUAGGUGUAUUAUCCUUUAUUAAAGUUAAUGCAGAAGUUUAUAUUUUAUAAAAUAAGGUAUCCAUAUUGCAUUAUAUUUUUUUUAUUACUGUUACACAAGAACCAGGACUGAGCCACCCAGUAGUAUUGUUGUAUGAAUGAUGCCCGUAGAUCCUCCAGAUCACUGCACAUUCUUCUUUUCUAUAUGUACACCCUUCUCAGAUAUACAUUCUUAAGUAUGUUGACAUUGCUGGGCUUAAAUGAGGGUUGAGAUUAUUUUCUUUAGUGAGUAGAGAUAAUAGGAAAGUUUAAAAAAAAAAAAAUGCUGCCAAUGUUAAACAUCACUUAAGGCAUCAUCAUGUCAGCAGUUUAUGUUUCUAAAAAUUUUGAAAGGUUUAUAGCUUUUAUUCAGUUUAUUUACAUAGAUGUUAGGAAAUGUCUGGGGCAAGCUCUUGCUCUUAAUUUUAAGAUGUCAGUAGUAAUAUCUGUGUGAUUUAAUUAAAUGUGGAUUUGUUGUACUUUUCAUAAAUUCAAAUCUGGCCAAUGAUUAUAGCCAACCACAGAUCAACUUGUUAAUUUUUUAAUAUACUUGUAAAGCCUCUCAUCCGUCCAGCCAGCAUCAGAUACUCGGAGGUGUGGAUUUGCGAGAUUUCGGCUUGAGUACAUGCAAUAUAUGUAUAACUUUCUUAAUAUGCGAGAUACAUAAGUUAUCUUUUCAUGUAUCACAAAUCUUAUUGUAAUAAAUAUAAGCAUUUUAA